Messenger RNA from Rhizophagus irregularis DAOM 181602=DAOM 197198, 843 nucleotides. NCBI's taxonomy places the organism in Eukaryota, Fungi, Glomeromycota, Glomeromycetes, Glomerales, Glomeraceae. The record is from RefSeq and is a predicted model, not a curated record.
AUGUCACAAAUUAUUUUUCUUUUCCUCUUGUUCUUCACAAUAAAUUGUGUUAAUUCUGCGUCGUUAAAAGUGGUAGUUGGUCAAAAUGGUUAUAUGGAACAUUUUGUUCCUAAUAGAUUGAAUGCGAUGGUUGGGGAUGAGAUAAAAUUUGUUAUAGGGAAUCGUCCACUUAAUAGACUCACUGAAGCAGAUGGAAUGGGUAGCUGUAAAAGGUCUUCAAAACCUGAUGCUUUUUUUGCAGAAAUAUCUGAAACACAAAGAGAAGUUACAUUUCCGCUUAAUGGCGCUGGGAAAUUUUUUGUAUAUGAUAUAAUGUACGGAUGUAUUGAUGAUAAUGCCUGGUUUGUAGUUAAUGUUGAAGAAAGACCAGCAGGAGCGCCACCACCAUCAACACCUAAUGAACCUGGUCCAGAUGGUUCAACAUCACCAUCUAAUCCAUCUAAUCCAUCUAGUCCUAGUGUUCCUUCUAUUCCAACUAAAUCAACUCUAAGUCCAACUCCAACUCCAACUCAAUCUUCAAACAACACUGGAAGUAUUACCUCCGUCGUUUCAUCUCUCAUUGUUAUUGGUAUAAUAGUCGCGGUAGUCUAUUUCAAAUGUAUAAAGAGAAAACCCGUGGUAGUAAAUAAUUUCAAUAACAACAGCAACAACAACAACAACAACAACAACAACAACAACAACAACAACAACAACAACAAUAAUAAUAAUAAUAAUAAUAAUAAUAAUAAUAAUAAUAAUCAUAGUGCUGUGAAUAUAUAUAACAUUAGUAGUAGUGAAAGCCACGUAAAUCAAAUGAGAAAUAAUCAUCAAUCGCAACAUUUCGCUGCCGCCGUUUACCAGUGA